UAUUUAUAUAAGGAUGUUUUAAAAAUUUCAGUAACAAUUGCAAAAUGUUGGCGAUAUUGCGAAUAAGUGCAGUUGUGCUCUUGUGCCUUGGAAGCACAACUCCUGCCGCAGGUGCAGUUUGGAGGCACUAUGGUGCAAGCAGCAAUGGCCCACUGCAUAAAAACGACCUAGAAAUGGUGUUGGGGCACGAUUUUAACGUAGGCGCUAAAGCCACAUUUGAUCCGUCUGAGGAUAAGGCAGUUGUCAAUCAGAUCGGUGUAAUGAAGUUUAUAACAUCGCAUGUGGUUGGCUUAAAUGCCACCAACGUAAGCGGAGAGGGGCGGUUUUCUGUCGGUGGCAACAUGCCAAUAAGGAAAGACGUGACAACAUUGCUUGGUAACGGAACCACUGUAGUUCACUAUGAUUUCAAGGGGGGAGACACAGCAGUCCAAGGUGUAGAUAAUGUAGUUGAAGGAGGGUUUUCUAGCAAUUUCAUUACGAAAGACAGCAGCUUGACAACGCCAACUGACAGUACUUUAGGUCGUGGUGAUAAAACCGUAAAUCUGGUUAUAUCUCCUGGUGCAAAUAUUCGCCACGGCGGGGUCAGCAGCACGGGCGAGCCGGCACUCCACAAAUUUGCCACAUAUAGCCAAGAAGAUGCAUUUUUCAGUGGAAAAGUCAACGCGAAACACAACAAUUUGGAAACAUCGUUUCUUAGUGGAACGACUUUUGCUAGACCUGGUGCCGCAAAUAGUCCCGAUAGUAUGCACAAUUCUCCGUAUGGCCAAGAGAAAGCGGUUCGAAUACAGAUCGGUGGUAACGCCAACCGUAAAAGUAGUGAUGUGGGCGCUACGCCUGAUAACGAAAAAGCAGUCAAGCUUGUUAUUUCCGGAGUAGGGAACGCUCCCAAGAGUACCAGUGGACACACGGUAGAUCAUAGAGAUGGACACGGAAUACAAGUACCGCUCAGUGGCAAUGUGCACGCUACGAAUUUGGCAACGUCGCUUCCUACCGGUUCUCAGAAAUCGGUGAACCUGGUAUUAUCCGGUGGGACAAUUAUUUCCAGUAGCGCUAGUAGCAAGGGUGACGCAACUGUUCCCAAUUUAUCUCCGUACCACCAAGAGAAAGCAAUUCGGAUUAACAUCGGUGGGAAUGUCAUUGCAAAGGGUAACUCCGCAAUGUUGUUUGAAUCACAGCAAAAUGAUCCUGCUAGUGCUAUAGAUGUUAGAAGUAACAGCACGUAGAGCAAAACCCAACGCAUUUACAGUAGUGAAGAAACAGUUUGAAAAUACGCACUGUAACACUGUUCAAUAAAAUACUUACGUGAU
Messenger RNA from Photinus pyralis (common eastern firefly), 1307 nucleotides. RefSeq lists its product as uncharacterized. The transcript has 2 exons. Bases 45 to 1223 code for a protein of 392 amino acids. The record is from RefSeq and is a predicted model, not a curated record. NCBI's taxonomy places the organism in Eukaryota, Metazoa, Arthropoda, Insecta, Coleoptera, Lampyridae.